Molecule: messenger RNA, 5505 nt
Organism: Ruditapes philippinarum (Manila clam)
Lineage: Eukaryota; Metazoa; Mollusca; Bivalvia; Venerida; Veneridae
Product: narbonolide/10-deoxymethynolide synthase PikA2, modules 3 and 4-like
Exons: 6
Coding region: 301-5505 (1734 amino acids)
Biological process (GO): fatty acid biosynthetic process
Molecular function (GO): fatty acid synthase activity; 3-oxoacyl-[acyl-carrier-protein] synthase activity
Source: RefSeq, a predicted model, not a curated record
AUAGGAAAUUGUUAAAAUUGAUCAACAGUUUUGUCAUGCGUCAAGAUAUAUCCAAGAUUGUAUCACACAAACUGGUUAAUAAUUAGAAAUACAACUUACGACUUGUUUUAUUAGUACAAUUCGUUCAGGUAAAUAACUUUUUGGUAAUUAUAGUUGUAUAUAAGGAUUUGCUUUUGAAUAACCGUCAAAUUUGACGAUGAACCUUCAAUAUUUAAACAGUAAAAAAUAAAACAUGUGUAUGUAAGGUUGUUUUUUUUAUAAACUUGGUCGGUUUUUGCAAAUGAAUAACUUCAUAAGAAAAUGGACGAAAUUGCAAUAGUUGGUGUCGGAUGCCGUUUCCCGGGGGCAGAUAAUCUUAGAGAGUUUUGGAGAGUACUUCACAGGGGUGAAAAUCACGUCAAGGAGAUACCACGUGAGCGAUGGAACGUUGAUGCGUUUUAUGAUCCAGACCCGAGUGCCCCUGGAAAAACAUACGUUCGCAAGGCGGGUUUUGUCAGCGGUAUUGACAAAUGGGAUAGCAAAUUUUAUGGAAUUAGCGACGUAGAGGCCGAGGUUGUUGACCCCCAGCAGAGACUUGUUUUAGACUGCGUACAUAUGGCAUUAGAAGAUGGUGGUAUCAUGAAAAAAGACAUUGAUGGCGCAAACAUUGGAGUUUACAUAGGCUCCAUGACAGAUGAUUAUAAAGUUCAGGCAGCAGAAGACAAUACACUCAGUAACAUAUAUACAGUAACAGGUACACACAGCAGUAUUAUUAGUGCUAGAGUAUCGUAUGCAUACAACCUUACAGGUCCUGCCCUUACUCUUGAUACAGCAUGCUCGUCUUCUCUUGUUGCUAUAGACGUGGCUUCUCAAGCUUUACAAACAGGAAAAUGCACUGCAGCCAUAUGUGGAGGUGUAAAUGUUCUCCUGGAUCCUCAGAUGUUUGUCAUUCUUUCCAAAGCCAGAAUGCUGUCUCCGAGUGGUCAAUGUAAAACUUUUACUUCAGAAGCUGACGGUUACGCUAGAGGGGAAGGAUGUGGAAUUGUUAUUUUAAAGACAUUGCAUGAUGCUAAGCAAGACGGAAAUAAAAUUUGGGGAACGAUAAAGACUGGCACGAAUCAAGAUGGUCACAUGACUGUGCCUAUCACAGCGCCAUCUGGUUUGCAGCAAGAGCUUUUGAUUAAAAACCUCUAUGAACAACAUCAAGUGCAAAAGUCUAGAAUUCGGGUGAUUGAAGCACAUGGUACAGGAACUCCUGUGGGAGAUCCGAUAGAAGUAAAUGCGUUAGCAAAGCAUUUUGGCAAAACAGCAUCGGUGGAAGCAUACAUUGGAUCUGUGAAAACAAAUAUUGGUCAUUUAGAAGCUGCAGGAGCAAUGGCAGGGUUAAUCAAAGUGCUUCUUAUGAUGCAACAUAGAUUGAUAGUACCGUCUCUUUGGUAUAACAAAUACAAUGAAAAUCCUAAACUAAAUCUGAACGAUAAAGGGUUUAUUGUUCCAACAGAAUGCAUCACAUGGCAAUCCAAUGGCUCUGAAAAACUCACAGCCUGUGUAAACAGCUUUGGGUUUGGGGGAACAAACGCUCAUGCAAUUGUAGAGGAAUUCGUUUAUCCUGAUGGUGAAGGACAGGUUGACACAAUAUUACCUCACAUUGUUACAAUGUCUGCUUAUGAUGAAAUAAGUCUUGUAGAAAUCGUAAAAAAUGUCUUUGAACAUUUAAAUGUUCAUGAGUACGAUGUAUCUGCAGUUUCUUGUACAUCAACAUGUAAACACGACCACAAACCAUUACGGAAAGCAGUAUUCGGUGAAACACAAGAGGCAUUGAUGUCCGCAUGUAAAUUAUAUCUCAAUAAUCCAAUAAAUGUUUCAUUAACAUCAAGUGAAAAGAAAAUAAUUUUCGUUUUCUGUGGUGUUGGGACAGCAUGGAAAGGAAUGUGCACCAAUCUAAUGAAAAUUGAGGUCUUUAGGACGGCUGUUCAAAAGGUUGAUGCAUAUUUACAAAAAAGGGUUGACUGGUCGAUAUCAGAAAAGAUAAGAGAAUCCAACGAUUUUACCACUGAAGCUAUGGUAACCCAUAUUGCAAUAUUUGCCUGCCAGAUUGGACUAGCUGCUUUGUGGAAACAUUUUGGUGUAGAACCAUAUGUUGUAAUAGGCCAGUCUGUCGGAGAAGUGGCAGCAGCGCAUGUCGCAGGAUAUAUUGAUCUUAAAACUGCUGUACGCAUCAUUUAUUACAGAUCAAAGUACCUGUCGAAAGUAAAGGAAGGUUCAAUGGCCGUUAUUCGUAAUGUUGAUGUUUCUAUCACUGAAAAGCUUUGCAAAGGUUGUAAAGGAGUCUCAAUUGCAGUUUAUAAUAGCUCAUUAUCUUGCACUGUAACUGGAAAAAAAGAAGAUAUCGACAUGUUUAAGAAAAUGCUACAGAACAUAGACAGCUUGAAUCCUGAAAUAAUCAACUUGAAUGUAGGAUGUGCAUAUCAUAGCACUUACGUAAAUCGUGCUGCCAAAAAACUUGCGAAGAAGGUACAUAUUGACGUAAUCAAAAGUAAAAUACCAUUUAUUUCAACGGUUACUGGAGAAAGAGGAUACGCUGAUGUUAUUGGGACGGGUGAAUACUGGAAACAAAAUAUAAGACAACCAGUUCUUUUUUCCAAAGCCGUUGAAAAUGCAGGAGCUAUGUCUUCUCAAAACAUAUUCCUGGAAAUCGGACCUUCACCUGUUUUACGAUCACACAUAGGCAGCAUACUUACAGACCAAUCUUCCUAUUCAAUUUUGUCUUCAAUGAUGAAAAAUAAGGAAAUCACUACAUUAGCUAGUACUCUAUGUUCAUUGUAUGAAAACAGCGUGAACUUGGAUUGGACCAGAAUACACCAUUGCAGAAAAGAAGUAACAGAUAUACCGUCGAAUAAUCUCAGAAAGCACAGAAAAUUGUAUCAAAGUCAAGAAACUCUUGCGAGGAUCCAAGGGUCAUAUUCCUCAGAUACAAUGCACCUAUAUGUAAGGCAAACUGGAUUUGAUACAAAUUUGUCUAAUUAUCAAGCUGAAUUUGAUCCGAAAGCAACUGCUUUUAUAUAUGAACACGUCGUGUCUGGAGCAUAUAUUAUUCCUGGUGCAACUUAUGCAGAUAUUGGAUUUGUCAUUGGACGAAAUGUCUUUGGUAUCGCCUGUUAUAGCGUAGUGGUUUCUCUAGAGUUUCUUAGGCCGAUGAAGGUAGAAACGGGAAGAAAAUGUGUACUUUAUGUAAAUACAAUAGAAGAGGACAAGGGAAUUCUGUUUCACAUUAAAAACAGUCAAAAUACAAUCUGCAAGGGUUGGGUACAACCUGCAUCCAAAAUACAGAAAGAGAACAGGAUAGAUAUUGAUACCUUGAAAUUCAACAUGACGGUCAAUUCAAGCACACAUUUAAACUCUGAUGGAAUAUAUGGCUUUCUUGAAUCAAUGGGGUUUAAAUACGGAGAGUGUUUCCAAAUGAUGAAACAUUGUGAUACAAAUGGAGAAGAAAGUGUCACGGAAAUAGAAGUUCCUGAUCUCGUCAUAAAACAAAGUGAAUCAACAAUCAUUCACCCUUGUAUUCUAGAUGUAAUGAUACAGUCAACCUUGCACACAAUUAAAGAAGAUAGUGUUCAAAUGAUAAAGACAGAAAGGAUUUCGUGUCUCCCAGUUGCUAUUGAGGAAAUCAGUGUCUUCAGAAAACCCGAAAAGUAUAUGAAUAUAUACACUUAUCGCACAAACACGACCGUUUUAGAUACUGUUUUGCAAACUCAUUACAAUGUUCUUUUGACGACGUCUGGUGGAUUUGUUGUAGCGGAGGUCAGAAACUUUACAAUUUACGGAAGCAGAAAUGACUGUAAAGCGCCAUGUGAGCUUAGCUACAAUCAAGAAUGGCAUCAACUUAGGAAUUUCACUCCAGCUGAAUGUAAAGAGGUCAACAUUCUGGCGUUAACAAACAUAUAUGAUGACAAAAUGGAAACUCUCUUUUGUGAUUGCACACAUGUUUGUCUUUUUCAAAAUCAAAAACGCAUGAAGGUAAAAGAAUAUAUUCAAGAAGCAAUCGAAUUUGGCUUUUCAAAAUCUCAAAACAUCAAAAACUUGUCCGCUGUGCUAUUAAUUGUAACGGAACCACCAACAGCCCCCAGUCUCGAAGCAGAAGACUCACAAGAGAUUCAUAAUCAUGUCAUAGAAAACUGCUUUAUCAUUGUUGCUCUCUUAAGACAUCUGACGGAACAGAAUUUGAGUGUUCCAGUAUAUAUUGCCACCCAAAAUGCACAAAAAGUCGCAUCUACUUCAGUAAAGCAAACACUUACUUGUGGAGCAAUAUGGGGCUUUGUACGCUCAAUAAGCUUAGAGUUUAUAUACAACGAGAUAACGCUCAUAGACCUGCAGCCAUCACUUCUGAAAACGAACGAAACUUUAAUACAACUCAUAUUUGAUACAUGUCAAGAUGUAAAAGCUUUGACACCUGAAAUCGUUAUUCAUCGUAACACAAUAUAUGGGGCCCAGUUUUCAAAGACAAAGAAAAGUAAUCACAUCCCUAAUGUGAGAGCAGAGACAAGACUACUUGGAAGCCUAAGAGGACUUUAUAAGGCAUGUUCUCUGAGUUCAGAUACUGAAAAUUUGGUCUAUCUUACGGAGUAUUCACUUGAACAAGAAAUUCAACCGAAAGGAAAUAUUGGAAUACAAAUAACAUCAGUGUAUAAACACCCUGUGUUAAUAUCACCGAGAAAGACAGAUCGUUUAACUCCACCACAUCAGGGUCCCCUGAAAGAAGACAAUUUAAGUAUCCUUGGCAUUGAGUAUACAGGCUACAAGAUUAACAGAAAAUCCGAUCUUAAAGUACCUUCAAAAGAUGCAUGUUCCGAUACGAAAAAGAAAGUAGUAUGUGUAUAUCCGACACAAGUUAUGACAGAGGUGUGUGUUCCAAAAACCUGUACAGUAAGGUUAGACAAUUUUCCACAUUACCAGCCUGGCACGCUUCUCAACACAAUCCUUAGCUGGAAGUUUUCAGAAUAUGUUCCGAAACAUUCCAAUGUCCUGAUCUACUGUGAAAAUGAAUGCAAGUCGCUUGCUAUGAUUUUGAAAAGCGUUUUAUGUGAAAGACGACAUUCACACGUAAAAGGAACAAAAGGAGAUUUUAAAAGAGAUCGGAAAAGAGGUCAGAAUGUUCUUAUCAUCAUUGGAAAAAUGGAUUCAAAUUUUUCACUUCUGAGCAGUUGUAAAUUGGUAAUUGUCCUUCAAGGUUGUCUAUCGGAAGCUGUUCGACAAUAUUUUACCUUUCAAAGGGAACGAGAGCUUGUUUGUUUAAACGCAUCUGACCUGUUAACAGAGAAAAAUAUAACAAUUUGUUUGAGAGCAAUUGUUCCAUGGCUGAAAAGCUAUCAUCAGGAAAUGUCCUUGAAAUCAAAGGCAACAAAAGACUUAUUGUUGUCUGCGACUUUCCCGAUUGUUUCAUACACAUCAAAAAUGCACACUUUAACAUUACAGGUGGUCAAUGACGCAGUGGUCAAUGAAGCAUGUUCUUCUGUUAAGGUGACAUAG